AUGAUGACUGACAUUGGAGAAGCUGCUGCUGCUAAAGUUCAACACAAUAUCAACGAAUUCGACAAAGUUAUUAAAGUGUCAGUGGAUAUUGAUAAUUUGGCUCAGGGCUUACUGGAUACCUACAAACCGCCAUUAGAGCAAGUAGGAAAUGAAUUACAGGAAAUAUUAAAUAAACAAGAAAUACUGGACAAUAAAAUGCAAGUUGAAAAUCAACAUCUUACAGCCACUGCUGAAGAUGAUGAAUGUGCUGCUAUGUAUAUAACAGUACAAGCUUAUCAAGAAAAAUUGAGCCGAAUAAAGAGAGAAAUGGCUUUAAUCCAUGAAAGAACGACAAAACUAAAGAAACGUGCUAUUUAUUUACAGCAAGUAAAACAAAAGCAAGCUUUAGCCAAAGAACAAAAACGCGAAGAAGAACUUCGUAGAGAGCAAGAACUUAUUGGUAAACCUCCGUCAAUUUAA
Messenger RNA from Cotesia congregata, 459 nucleotides. NCBI's taxonomy places the organism in Eukaryota, Metazoa, Arthropoda, Insecta, Hymenoptera, Braconidae. The record is from the annotation of a GenBank genome assembly.